Messenger RNA from Hydra vulgaris (swiftwater hydra), 2838 nucleotides. Its product is annotated as transducin beta-like protein 3. The record is from RefSeq and is a predicted model, not a curated record. Lineage: Eukaryota; Metazoa; Cnidaria; Hydrozoa; Anthoathecata; Hydridae. Gene Ontology annotation, molecular function: protein binding; U3 snoRNA binding. Gene Ontology annotation, cellular component: small-subunit processome; nucleolus; 90S preribosome. Gene Ontology annotation, biological process: endonucleolytic cleavage to generate mature 5'-end of SSU-rRNA from (SSU-rRNA, 5.8S rRNA, LSU-rRNA); endonucleolytic cleavage in 5'-ETS of tricistronic rRNA transcript (SSU-rRNA, 5.8S rRNA, LSU-rRNA).
AUUAUUAUUGAGUCAAGAAGACACUAGUACCACAUGUAAUCUGUUUUACAAGUUUAUUUAUUUAUGUUUGUUCAGAAAAAAACCUUAUCUGUAUUGCACUGAAUUUAUUAAAACUUUAUCUUUACUGGUUUACUUAUCUAUUCAAUAAAGUUAAAGAAGCAUUGAAAAUUUUCAAGCAAUUCUGUUUCUAUAAUGGUUACAGAUCCCUUAAGAAAAAACUAUGAGUUAGAAUCAACUGUUAAAUCUUUUUAUACAGGAGGAACAUCAUUUCUAUCAAAAAAUGGUACAGAAAUGUUGUGCACUUGUGGAGAUGUUGUAAAUGCCUUAGAUCUAUCAAAUGGGGAACGAAUCUAUCAAUUGAAAGAUGAUGGAAGUGAUAUUACCUGUUUUGCUGCAUCUCCUGAUGGCAAAAUUUUAAUAACUGCUUGUAAAGCACUGUUGCUACAUCAAUUUAGUCUAAGUCUGAGAACAUUUACGAGACGCUGGAAGGUUUCUCACAAAACUCAGGUUCUUGCAAUGACUUUUGAUUCUUCAUCAACAUUAUUAGCAACAGGCUCCAGCGACACCACAAUUAAAAUUUAUGAUGUUGUAAAAAUGUAUUAUACCCACAACUUCAAGGGUUCUCAAAGUUCAGUUAGUGUACUUAAAUUUCAUCCUCACACAGAAAAAUUAUCUUUAAUAUCUGCUUCAGUUGAUGGAAAAAUAUAUAUGUGGGAUUUGCAAACAAGCAAGUGUGUGUCAGUACUAGAUGGUCAUUACAGCCCUGUUACAUCAUUAGAGUUUUCACAAGAUGCAUUAGUUAGUGCAGGGCGAGAUAAAAUUCUUGUGUUUUGGGACUUGAAUUCUAGAAAGCAAAUUAGGACAGUUCCAACUUUUGAGGUAAUAGAAAGUUUGGUUGUUGUUCCAAAAGAAAAGUCCUUAUUUAAAAAUACCAGUAUGAAAGACACAGAGUUUGUUGUUACUGCUGGUGAAAAUGGUAGCUUGCGGUUUUGGAGUUUGAUUGGUGGAUUUUGUGCUUAUACUUCACAAAAAGAAAAUUCAGAGUCAAAUAUUGUACAACUCCACUUCGAUAGUAAUUCUGAAAAACUUAUUGUUGUCACAGAAGAACAUAAUAUAAUUGUGUAUAACCCCAUAUCAUUGAAACCAAUUUUAAAGUUUGUUGGUCAUUUUGAUGAAAUUUUGGACCUAAAAUUUUUCGGUGAAAACGAAGAGUACAUUGGGAUGGCAACUAAUAGCAAUCAGAUCAAUAUUAUGCAGAGAGGAUUACUUUCUUCUCACAUGUUGAAAGGACAUAGUGAUAUUGUGUUAUCAAUUGAUGUAAGUUUCAAUGGCAAAUAUCUGGCUUCUUCUUCUAAAGAUAAUACUAUUCGAGUGUGGUGCAAAGAUGAAGAGGAAGAUAAAUUUUGCUGUGUUGCAGUUGGUAAUGGUCACACUCAUGCAGUUAGUAGUAUUUCCUGGCCUGUUCUUUCAACUGAUUAUUUGGUCACUGGAAGUCAGGAUCUGACAUUGAAAUGCUGGAAGCUACCUUCUUUACUAUUGAAAACUGAAUGUGUUAAUUUGCAUGUAAAAUGGACAGAAAAAGCUCAUGAUAAGGAUGUUAAUGUGGUAAGAAUAUCACCCAAUGAUAAAAUUUUGGUAUCUGGCUCUCAAGACAAAAUGGCAAAAGUUUGGAAGUUUAAAUCAGGCACUUUGCUUGGCACGUUGCGUGGUCACAAACGUGGUAUAUGGUGUGCUUGUUUCUCUCCUGUUGACCAAUGCAUUGCGACAGGAUCAGCAGAUUCUACCAUAAAAUUGUGGACUCUAUCUGAUUUUACUUGCGUUAAGACAUUUGAAGGUCACAGUAAUUCAGUUUUAAAAGUACACUUUCUAUUAAAAGGAAUGCAAGUUGUUUCAAGUGGCUCUGAAGGACUAAUAAAAGUUUGGAAUAUUCGUAACAAUGAGUGUAUAUCAACAGUUGAAGCCCACGACGAAAAGAUUUGGUGUUUAGCUGUCAAUAAAGAGGAGAGUACAAUUAUUUCAGGUGGAAGUGAUUCUACAGUUAAAAUAUGGAAGGAUGUUACAGAAAAACUUAUGGUUGAAGAAGAAGAAAAAGCAAAUUUAAAACUAGAGAAUGAGCAAGAGUUAUCAAACUUGAUUCAAAAUAAACAAUUUGAGAAAGCAAUUGGUUUGGCAUUAAGAUUAGAACAACCAUUCAGGGUGCUUGGAAUUUUUAAAGAUAUACUUGACAAAGAUGCAUCGCAAAUUCAAGAUAUUAUAUCACAACUAGAUAAUGAACAGUUGAGUAAACUGCUUAGUUUUGUAUGUCACUGGAAUACAAAUAGCAAGCAUGCUUCUGUCUCGCAGUUUGUCUUAUCUGCUGUCUUGAAAGAAAAAAGUGCAGAUGAGCUUUUAGAGUUUACAAGUAUAAAAGAAAUAAUUGAGUCAUUGCUACCAUAUACUGAAAGACACUAUGAAAGAAUUAGUCAGUUGGUUCAGCAAUCACUUUUUGUGACAUACACAUGGGAAUCAAUGAAGUUAUCUUAAGUUAGUUGAAUACAAUUUACAAAGAGUACAAUAGCAACAAUCGAAAGAGCAUCUUUGAUUCUCAUUAGUGUUUCUAAUUACAACGCUGCGUUAAUAAUGGCAAUAUCAACAAUUCUGUUCUGGUGUCAUUUCAAUUUUGGUGUCAUGUCUUUAUAAACAAAAACUUUUCAUAUAUGAAAGAAAAAGAAUCUUUUAUAAACAAGCACAUAUACAGAUAAAUCACUUUAUGUAUUGUUAGCUCAAAAAAUUUAUAGUUUUCUUUUAUAAAUGUUUUAUUAACUAUACCAAUGGAAAAUAAAAUUAAUAAUUUUUGAA